UACGCGGCCGUGAGGGCUAAGAGCGGUGCCGGUGCUGGCGAGACACAGCUUGCAGCCCCGCUACCCUUCAGGUGCCCGAACAUGACAGCUAAGCAGGCUUUGUUGACCCAAGGCAUCCCUUCAUAACCACACUAUUGCCUUCUGGAGACUUCUGCAGAACAGAAGGGAAUGGUCAGGAAGCAAAGAUGAUCUCCUUCAAGCAACUGCCUCUUGAAGUAAAGGCUGCAGUGGCUGCAGGAGUGGUUUUCUUCUCCAUGAUGCUAUCGCGGAGUUAUCUGGCAGAACAACUCGAGCUCAGGACGCGGCGUUGGCUUCUAAGGCUGCAGAUGGCACUAUUUGCUAAUGCACUCAUGUUGAUAGGAUCUCUUCAUGUUUGGAGAAGCACAGUCACCGCAUUCUCCAGGUCUCCAGCUGCCAGCUCCUUGUGUUUCAUGCCGUGGAAAAUAGCUGUGUUCAUGUUUCUAGCUUUGGCUCAUUCAAGCUUCUUUACGUUGCUAUUUCUUGUUGCAGAAGAGCCCUAUUUCUUUUCUUUAGCUGCCUACACUUGCCUGGGGGCCUAUAUCAUUCUUAUCUUCUUCCUCUUCACUCUAGGCUCUGUAGAGCAGGCUUACAAGUUCUUGGCUGGGAGAGGAGCUAAGGCAGGUACUGGCAACAAGAACAGUAGAACAGCGAUGAAACCAGUUUUGGCAGUCAUGCUGACUGUUGUGCUGACUGUUGUUGGGCUGUUAAAUGCUUCCCAGCCUCCCACUGUGAAUUCAGUGGAGGUUCCAGUUCACAAGCUGCCCUCAACAAUGAAUAAUCUGAAAGUGGUGUUGCUUUCAGAUAUCCAUCUUGGGCCUACAGUUGGGAAGACCAAGCUUGCCAUGAUUGUGAGAAUGGUUAAGGCUUUGAAACCAGAUAUCACUGUGAUUGUUGGGGACCUGACUGACUCUGAGGCAGAGAUCAUACGACCUGCUGUUGAGCCUCUUGGAGAACUUAACUCCCCUUUGGGGACUUACUUUGUCACAGGAAACCAUGAGUACUACACAUCAGAUGUUAGCAACUGGUUUGAGCUGUUAAAAUCAUUUAACAUUCAGCCGCUCCAUAAUGAGAAUGUGAAGAUUGUUUCACCUGAGAGCACUGAUGACUGGUUCUGCCUGGCUGGUGUUGAUGAUAUUGAAGCAGAUGUAUUGCGCUACUCAGGGCAUGGUAUGGAUUUAAAAAAAGCUCUCAGAGAUUGUAGCAGCGAGCAUGCAAUAGUGCUGUUAGCUCAUCAGCCAAUUGCUGCAAAGUGGGCCCUUCAGGAGAGACCAGACAUAAAUUUAAUUCUCUCUGGCCAUACUCACGGAGGGCAGAUGUUCCCACUAAAUGCUGGGGCUUAUUUUCUGAAUCCCUUCUUUGUUGGCUUGUACAAAGUUGGGCAGAACACCUUUGUCUAUGUCAGCCCGGGGACAAUGUACUUUGGAAUACCCAUGAGGCUGGGCAGCAGAGCUGAAAUAACGGAGAUAAUUCUACGUUCUCCUUGAGGAGUUUUCUGUUUGACAGACUUCUACCAUCCUUUUUGGUCAGUAUAUUGGCUCUUCUGCUCUGAAAGCAAAUCCUUUUUCUGGGAAGCCAGAGAAAUGUGUUAGAGUGGACUUUAGCAGGUUCUGUUAAGUUUAAGCAGAAAACACUAACUGUAUUUUGGGCCUAUGAAACAAAUCAGGGGCAUGUUAAAAUACCGAAGAAAUUAAUUCUUUGAGUUCAUUAUUUUUGAGGUUCUGCAUUUAAAGAUAACACUGAUGUCAUAGAGAUAAUGUAUGUCCUGUGCAUGCUUAGAAAUACCUGUGUCCUGCAGCUACUUCAUAUUCCUCUGUUCGUUAUCCAUUACACAGCUGCCUUAUCAAAUCUCAGACAGGUGAAGUUCUGAUCUCUUGCAGUGAAAUCAUUCAUACAUGUUUUGCAGAAGGUACUACAGAGUGUCCACUGAGUAUGUAAACUCUGGAAGCCUUGCGCUAGAAAAGUUACAGGAAGGGAAUAGUUUUGAUUUUUUUUUUUUUUUUUUAAAUUGAGAUUGGAUAUCUUUAUCCUGCUAUCUGUCUGCAGCAUGCACUAGGGCUUCCAGUCUGAGCUGCUUACCAGUACAGUAAGGUGCCAGGCAUCAGUUCCUGAAAUUCAAUCUUUUCAAGUUUAAAAGCUGUGGAGACUGAUACCAAAGAAUGAAUGUCUUUCUGCAGGUAUUUUCCCCAGAAUAACUGGGCAUCUAGUAAUUACUGAAAAUGGCUCUAGUAAAAGAUCAUGAGAAAGAAAACUAGUAAUUACCAUAACUUCUGUUGCUGUCAGAGCAUACAGUACCUGCUGAUGUAAAGCAAAAACCCAAAGAUGAAAUGCUAAGUCUCUUGUCAUUCUGUAUUUUUUGUUUAUGCUUAAUUUCUCUUCUGUGAUUUUUCUCGUACAAGACUAAGGAGAUGCUAUUUGAAAACAAUGCAGAUAGGUUAAUACUUGAAUUUUGUUUAAGAUUUUAAUAUUUCAGUUAAAUGGUGUCCUUUUUAAGAAGGCUAAACUCUGCAGCAGGUGACUUUUCUUAAUAGCAUUUGUGCAUUAAUGUCCUGGUUGUCUGACAGGCACAUAGCAGAAUAACUGCUACAGGAUAACGAGGGAUGGAGAAUUUCUCUGUCCUUCCUAGAAGAACUUAACACAAGAUAAUUCUGGGAAGUUUGCGAGAUUAGAAAAUAUUAAUAAAAACAUUCUUGCUUCCAUAUCUUUGUGUUCAUCUAAGAAAGCUAGGUCGUAAAUUAAUGUGCGUAUAUUGUCACGGCUGAUGAAAGAGUUUACUUCUGUGCACCUUUCUCCUCCCCUUCCACCUUGGUGCUGCUGUAUGAAACGCCACGAAUGAUAGAAGUGUGGGAGUCCUGCCUCUGACUCUGAGGUCUCCAGCUGUAGCCGUAGGGUCUCCCUUGCUCUGCUUUUCUGCCCACCAGUACCCGGGUUCCUCUCGGGAUGACCUGAGUAGCAUGGGGCAAGAGAGAUCAGUGCUUGCAUAGGAGGAUGAGGAUAGCAAGACCAGAUCUACGGUGUUCAGUCUUUUCCUGCCUUCCUCUGUGAUCCUGAACCAGACAUGCCUCUUCUGUUUUAUUCUUCAGCUCCUCUUCUCAUUUUGCAGGAGAGGUGUGUGGGUGUAUUUGAAAAGUACCAUAGGUUUUGAAAAGUUGAGUUUUUCUGUAAGUAAAAUUUUGAAGUUUCACUUCAUCCACUCCCUUCAGCCCCCCACCAGGCAGUUUCUACCUGCUAAGCUGUUUUUGUAUCCUGUCCCGCUGUACAAACAUCUUGCAUUUUUACUCACAGGAAUAUUGAGAAAUACUGUAAAUGUGUCAUGUGUGCUGCAAAGUUGGUGGAAGAGCUGGAGAAGUCAGUUCUCUUUUAGUCUGAGAACUGAACACCUGACCAGCCAGGCUCUCUAUUUGCCAGACUAGAAAAUUUCUGUUUCCCAGCACCUGUAAUUUUGUAAACUUUUUUAUGCUUGUGCAAUAAUAUCUGCUUAAGUAUCCUAAAGUUUCCAUGUGUAUUUAACACUGCCCACUGCCUGCACGGGGUCCUUCUGAGGUUCUUUCUCAUCAGUGGGUAGUGCCAAAUGGUCUUAUGUAGAGAGAAUCUUGAUAGCCGUGAUACCCUCUGUUGACUUAUCAACAUGCCUUCAGUUAAAAGCUGUGUUCUGGGUUUAGUAGUGCAGAGUAUUCCCUCUAGGCCAGUGGUCCAGGAAGAUAGCUUUUCAUUUGUUAUGCAGAGGGUUAUUACUGUGUUAAGAAGACUAAUUGUUAAGUAAGUUUCCUUAUCGGGAGGCUUUUGUGGGACUGGUUUUAAAUGGUGUUAGUUUCCCAGUGAGUUGCUGGUAUUAUUUUUUUUUUCCUACCCUUCUUAUUUCUCUCAUUCUGUCCAAACGUGUGCAAAAACCUAGCUGAAGUGGUCCUUCCAUCCCAGGGGUGCAUAGAUGACUUCUUCAUUAAUUUGUAUGUGCCCUACUUUGAAGAUCUUUGUGUAUCCUUUUAGGAGUGGUCAUAUUAUCAUUUCAUAAAUGUAUUGAGUUCUCCCAAUGUAAUUUAGUUCUUGGUUUUUUUUCUCUAGUGCCCUCCUUCUGAAAGCUUGUUGCUCGAUGAUUAGUUAUCACUUAAAAUGUUUUCUUUCUGUGCCAAAACACUUCAAAGCCUUUUCUUAUUUUCCUUUUUUUUUUUAACACAUGAAUGGAAAGUAUCCUAGAUCAACUUUCUUUUUGUUAGUAAGAGGAAUUAACAUUUUCUGAAAUCUUUCUAAGAUAGCAAUGCCUAAUUGUCCUUCAAGGGUUUUUCUAUACUUUUUCCAAUUUGACUUGAAUAUGCAUGAUUUAGACCUGUGUUCAGUAUUCCAGAUGAAAAAAAAAAUUGCUGUGCUGCUUAUUUUGUAAUUUUUGAUAUUUUUUUGUAAAGUUUUUUGUGUGUGUGUGGAAUGUAUUUGAUCUGAAAAACUUAACUAAAUGAAUAUAUUUUUCUUCCUAUAGAAGGCCAGUUCACUGGGGGGGGGGGAGGGGGAGAGAGUUAAUCACUGUCAGAAUAAUACCAGAAUAGAUUAGUAUCAUCGCUUUGUCAAAGUUAUUACAUUAUAUAAUCAGUAUAGAAUGGAUUUGAAAAUAUGUAAAUGGUGGUAUAACAAAUGCUUUAAAUGAUGGGAUUUAAUAAAACUUUCUUUCUUGAUAAGCAAA
Messenger RNA from Grus americana (Whooping crane), 4690 nucleotides. It is a transcript of the gene TMPPE, whose product is annotated as transmembrane protein with metallophosphoesterase domain. NCBI's taxonomy places the organism in Eukaryota, Metazoa, Chordata, Aves, Gruiformes, Gruidae. The transcript has 2 exons. Gene Ontology annotation, molecular function: hydrolase activity. The coding region runs from base 186 to 1505 and encodes 439 amino acids. The record is from RefSeq and is a predicted model, not a curated record.